UGGAGUCACUGUUUGACCCAUCAUGUUCUCUCCGCCGAGAGCGUUUAAUUGAGAAAUGCACUCCAGGGCCCCUCCCGACCGAAGCUCAGGAGCAUUGGUUUCGGACUUCAAUGGAGAUCUUGUUCUCUUCUUCCUUCUAUACCCUCUUUCUUGCCUUCUUCUUUUUCUCUUUGGCUAGUACUGCAAUAGCUAGAGGCGGAGAACAGGCUUCAAGUUUUUCAGGUUCUACGGAUCACGACCAUGAUUUCCUCCGCCGACGUUUCUUUGAUCAAACAAAGUCUCCACCAAGAGUAGAUUUAGCUCGCGGGUAUAUGACAAACUUCGAACUUGAAAAAGCCGUGAAGCAGUUUGGUCGAAGGUGUAGCAAUAUUUCGAGGAUCUACAGCAUUGGAAAGAGCGUCAAAGGAAUUCCCCUGUGGGUGAUGGAAAUAUCUGACAAACCAGGGCAACAAGAAGCUGAACCCGCCUUCAAGUUCAUUGGAAAUGUGCAUGGAGAUGAACCUGUUGGCCGGGAGCUACUGUUACUUUUAGCAAAUUGGUUAUGUGAUAACUACAUGAAGGAUCCCUUGGCAACAUUGAUCAUAAGAGAUGUUCACCUCCAUAUACUUCCAACAAUGAACCCUGAUGGGUUUUCACUUAGGAGACGUGGUAAUGCAAACAAUAUUGACCUAAACCGGGAUUUCCCAGACCAAUUCUUUCCCAUGAACAAUGAUUUGAAUUCACGGCAACCUGAAACUAAAGCAAUUAUGAAUUGGUUGAAAGAGAGACAUUUUACAGCAUCAGCCAGCUUGCAUGGGGGUGCACUUGUUGCAAAUUAUCCUUGGGAUGGCUCUGAUGACAAAAGGAGACAGUACUAUGCUUGUCCUGAUGACAAAACAUUCCAGUACAUGGCAAGUAUCUACAGUCACUCUCACUAUAACAUGUCGUUGAGCAAGGAAUUUCUUGGAGGAAUUACAAAUGGAGCUUUUUGGUACCCUAUAUAUGGUGGCAUGCAAGAUUGGAACUAUAUACAUGCUGGUUGUUUUGAAUUGACCUUGGAGAUUAGUGAUAACAAAUGGCCUAUGGAAAAUGAGAUUCCUAUUCUUUGGGAGUAUAACAGAAUGAGUAUGUUAAAUCUUGUUGCAAGCAUUGUUAAGACAGGAGUACAUGGAAGGAUCUUAUCAUCAAAAGGUGGACAACCUUUGCCUGCCUCUAUUGCAAUCAAAGGAAUAAAUUCCACGAUUGAAGCUGGUGGACUAUUUGGUGAUUACCAUCGAAUACUUGCCCCUGGAGAGAGUUAUGAAGUUAUGGUUUCCAUGCCUGGUUACAAAUCAAAGACUACACGUAUCCUGCUGGAAGAAGAAGCUAUGAGUGUGGAUUUCAUUCUAGAUCCUGUAGAAAAUCCACAGCUGAGGAAGCAAGUAGGAAGCGCUUGUGACUGCAGCUGUGACGAUAAAACCAACUUUGAGCUGGUGAAGUAUUUUGGAGUGACUUACUUGGAGAUUUCUUUAGUUGUGGCUUUUAUCCUGGCAUUCCUCUGUUUUCUGUUAAAAAGGAAAAUGUCAUAUAACCUACCAAAACAUAGAUAAUUGUCAGGGCAGAGAAGGGAACUCGCAGUCUUGAGUCUUUUUUAUCACUCUAGAAGAUUAAAUAUUGUAUAUCUCUAACAACUUUCCUCAGGAUUGUACAAACUCUAUCUCUAACAUAAGCAGUGUUACAAGCAUCUUUAGCUCUCA
Molecule: messenger RNA, 1715 nt
Organism: Nelumbo nucifera (sacred lotus)
Lineage: Eukaryota; Viridiplantae; Streptophyta; Magnoliopsida; Proteales; Nelumbonaceae
Gene: SOL1
Product: carboxypeptidase D
Biological process (GO): protein processing; peptide metabolic process
Molecular function (GO): zinc ion binding; metallocarboxypeptidase activity
Source: RefSeq, a predicted model, not a curated record